Prorocentrum cordatum is the source of this 2606-nucleotide messenger RNA. The record is from the annotation of a GenBank genome assembly. NCBI's taxonomy places the organism in Eukaryota, Dinophyceae, Prorocentrales, Prorocentraceae.
UUCUGGUGUCAGAUUUCCUGUCGCCGCUGCCGCCGCCGCCCGUUGUGUGCGGUUGUGUGUGUGUGUGUGUGCGUGUGUGCGCGCGUGCGUUUUUCAUCCAAUGCCACGGGUGUAUGGUUGGAGGCCAGUUCGGGGAGCCGAAUACGUUGCCUUGUGGGCGAAGCAGGACUGGCAUGUCAAACUUGGUCGUUUUGCAAAUCCGUAGCCGUUUGAGUUCAAGGAUAAAAGGAGUCCGAGAGAUUCCUAGAACCCACUACGAAGCACUACAGCCUCGAUCGCGCAUAACCCCGCAUCUACCUACCGUGGUUUCGCCUCCCCACGAUGGGUCAGUGCCAGGGCAUGUUCGACAACAUGGUGGAGGUGUUUACUGCAUCCAAGCCAAAGACGCUGAUGUUCCACAUCGGCACAAGCAACUGGCAGAGGCAGGGCGAGUUCGCCUCUGGCAGCGGCAUCGUGCACGCUUACAUGCACCAGACUUUCAAGUCGAUGCCGGGCGUCAAGUGCUACAGCAUCUAUCCCAGCAAGAACCAGACCCGCCCCGAGGCGGGCGAGGAAGACAACUUCUGGGUGUUCAAGCUUGACCACGACAUCCCGAUCUGCGAGUCGGUGAGCCCCAACUCCUCGUACAGGUGGUACUUCAUGAACGACGAGCAGUUCGCGGCGUAUCUCCAGCGUCUGGACAAAGAGGUCUGCCAGUGCGUGGACGAGACCGAGAAGAAGGAGGGGAAGGAUUUCGACUGCCUGAUCACGCACCACGCCUUCGCCAACGCCAUGACCAGUGGCCAGAUCCCAGGAAGGAGGGCAAGACCAGGCUGAAACACUUCAAUGUUGUCCAUGGCACCGCGCUGAAGAUGUACAUCAAAGAACAGACGAAGGAUCCGGAGUAUCCAGAGCGCUUCCUGCCCCUCUGCCAGAACCAUGGUGUCUUCACCCGUGACGCGCUGUGCUCUGGUAUCUGGGUGACUUCUGAGGACUCCAUCAAGAAGUUUGACAACUGCUUCCCCAAGUAUCCGAAGUCCAAGCAUGUCUUCUCGCGCAUCGGCGUGAACCAGAACAUUUUCCACCGCACCAGCGCCACUGUCAAGGAUUUGGCGACGCACGUGCGGGAGGUGGACUAGGGCAAGCUGGCACCGAUCAAGAGGGUCGUGACCUUGGUGGGCAAGUUUGUUGACUGGAAGCGCCUGGACGCCGUGCUGCAGCUGCGGCGUACGAGAAGUCCUUCCCUGACCUGGCCACGGUGAUUGUGGGCAGCGGCCCGCCCGACGCCGUUGCGCUGCACGAGGGUCUCGUGGUCAAGAUCGGCUUGCAGCGGACCUUCUUCGUGGGCGCCAAGGGGCAGGACUUCAUCGAGUGCAUGGCCUGCGGCACGCCGACGAUCUGCGCCAACAGCGGCGGCCCGACGGAGUUCGUGAAGCUGGAGCAGAGAGCGCUGGUGCCGGAGGAGGACGACUGGCGCUCGGAGGCGGGUACCAAGCGCCUGGGCGAGAAGGUCGCGGGUGGUGCCGUGAUUUUGGCCUUGAACGAAGUCUGGAAGGGCAAGACCAAGGGCCCCGCGUGCGUGCCGUUCUUGAGGGCUUUCUGCUCCACGAUGGCUCAGUGCCAGGGCAUGCUCGAUAACAUUGUGGAGUGGACCAAGUGAUCUUGUCAUGGGCCCGUGGCAACCUUGCAUUUGUAAGCAUCGUGUACAUGUAUGUGGGUGACCGGAGUGUUCCAACCAUUGGUAUUAUGAGUGUUCUCGGGUAGUGCAUGUUUCCCAUCGCCGAACAGAUCUGACGCAGUAGUUCUGGAAAGGGCCCGCCGGCCGCCCUUGAGUCGCGUGCUGUUUUGCCGUCAACUAUAUGUCUUUCUGCGCAGAUCUCCCGGCACCUGGAUGAGCAUCCGGUGCGGCGUGCGGUCUUCCAGCCGUGCUCUUCGGAACUACGUCCGCCGGCCUGCAGAAGGCCCCAGGGGCGGGCCGAAGCAGUCAUGGCCAAAUGAGUUGUAGAAGCGCGCGGAGAGAGUCUGCGAGAGCAGUGCGCAUGAUUUUCGACAGCUCGCGGCAAUUCCAGCAGGAGCCUGGAAAACCGCUGUGCGGCACUACUGCCCACAGUGUUGCAUCACUGCUCAUGUGCCUCGUCACCCGGCUUGCAUUCAUUCAUUUAUUCAUCCCCACCAGGCUACGACACUGCACACAAUGUGUUUUAUUCAAUCCCGGCGAUAUCUGAGGGGGGGUUAUGGUGGUGGAGGGCGAAGCACAAACGCUCGCAUGAGCACAAGCUUCCAGAUGUCGCGCGGGAGGCCCUCGCGCAUGAGCACAAGCUCCCUUCGGCCAGCGCCUUGGCUGUUUUUUGGCAACCCCAGAGGCGCCACAACUUUGCUCAUGAGACGUGCCCCACGUGAUGCUUGGAGCAGUCUAGAGUCAGUGUUUCACAUGUUUUAACCGGGCCAUGUGCGCGCUCUGCAUCGCAGCAGUUGCGGUCAGGACAAAGCUUGUGUGGUUGGAACCAUCGCAGUGUUGCGUUCUGCGGUGUGAUUCAUCGCCCAGUCGAAUUUGCAAAUCGCAUCAUGGAUGAACGAGCACCUUUGCAUCGAACUGAUCCGAUGAGAUCCAUCGAUCUGAACCGAGC